CGUGUUAUAGAGAUCUUACAAGAUUAUGGAUUUUAUGAGGUGGAGAAAGUGGGUGGAUUACAGUUAGAUUGGGCUCUGAUCACUUCUUUAGUGGAGAGAUGGAGACCCGAGACCCAUUCAUUCCAUAUUUCCUUUGGAGAGAUGGGAAUUACGCUACAAGAUGUUGAGGUUUUACUUGGAUUGCCCGUAGAUGGCAUUCCAAUGUCGGGGGGCACUAGUCGGUCAAGAGAUCAAUGGAUUCAGAUUUGUGAUGACAUGAUGGGUUUGAUACCUGAACCAUCUGAUAUUACAUCUUCUACGAUUAAGAUAUCUGCAAUUGAACCGAAGACGCUGACAGAGCACAGUGUAGAAGUUGAUUACCAACAGCAUGCUAGAGCUAUCAUGUUUAAGUUGAUGGGUGGUAGCUUAUUUCCCAACACGACGGGAAAUAAGAUAGGAGGGUGUCUUAUCCUCUUACAGCUUUGGGCAUGGGAAUGUCUGCCUAUGACUAGAUCUAGGGGGAUUGUACCAUUAGAGCUGCUGGUUAAUGUUCCAUAUGGAGUCAGAUGGGUGUGUUAUCAUCGGUGGUCAGAUUAUACGACACACUCCUUACGAGCUUACAGGGACUAGCUAGAUAGGUUGCUCGAGGGAGAGGAAAAAUGAAGAAAAUAGGUUGUAUUGUCGUGUUGUGCAGCACCACGCACAACAAGGGAUAUACUCUGUGGUGGUGGAUGGGUCGUCCUACAUUGCUCAACGGGAGACAUUUACGGUGAACUUAAAUGCACGAACAUGUAGCUGUGGUCAAUGGGUAACAUUUCACCUCCCGUGCAAUCAUGUCCACGCAGUAUGUCAUUUU
Messenger RNA from Cuscuta campestris, 835 nucleotides. NCBI's taxonomy places the organism in Eukaryota, Viridiplantae, Streptophyta, Magnoliopsida, Solanales, Convolvulaceae. The record is from the annotation of a GenBank genome assembly.